This is a messenger RNA of Pelobates cultripes (western spadefoot toad), 5173 nucleotides long. NCBI's taxonomy places the organism in Eukaryota, Metazoa, Chordata, Amphibia, Anura, Pelobatidae. The record is from the annotation of a GenBank genome assembly.
AUCACUGAUACCAGGUGUGGGACUCAGACCUAUAUACGGGCAGUGGUACUCGGCGCGUGAUCUCUGCACUAAUCUAUUCUGAGUGAGCCUUAUGGCCUGAUACACUUGUAAAUUUGUAAAUAUAGCGCGGUUUGUUCCACAAUGGGUAUAUCCUUUGCUUAUUACUAUUACUACUAUUAUCACUAUUCUUUUCUAUUUAUUAUUAUUUUUUAUAUUAUUUUUUAUCAUAUAAAUUUAUUCUCAUGAUUACCGGAUGAGGACCACUAAAUUGCUAAUGCUUGAAUUCUCCCAAGGAAAUAGCUAUAUAAUGACUAUAAUACCAAUAAUGUUCCUAGACCAAGCUUGCUGAGCACUUGAAUGAAAAUAUCAAUGGCCAUACCAGUCUGAAAAUGCCUGAUCUCGUCAGAUCUCAGAAGCCAUCCAGACUUGGGCCUGGCUAGUACUUGUAUGGGAGACCAACUAGGAACCUCAGGUGCCAUAAGUUUAAAGACCUCUUGACAAAAAGAAUGCUAGCCUUAUUAUUAUUAUUUUUAUUUUACGGACUAAGUCAUAUCUGGUCAUUCAGAGGUUCAUAUUGUCAAGUGACUCAGUGUACAGGAUAUAGCGGCAGGAUGUACCAUGCUAAUUUUGCAUCCUAGCAUGGGUCCUAUGAACACUAAAUAUAUUUAUUAUCAUAUAUCCUUGCCUGGGAUGGGGGAGUGGGAGUUAACAACAUCCCAGGACCCCUUAUCAUUCAAUUUUUCUCUUAUUAUUGGGGUGUCCUCUCAUAUUCUUUACUACAUCUUUAAUAGAUUCAGUAUUAGAAUAAUAUGUAAUCAGCACUGCCUUAUAUUUUCAGCUGAGUCUGUACAUCCUAUAUAGUACACAUUGGUACUUUGUAAUGAUACAUUAUCAAUAUGCAGCUUAUCAAUUUGAGCCUUAAUUUGGACAAUUUCGGUUUCUCCAUACACAGAGAAUACCUAGCUCCGCCCAUCUGUCACAGGGGAUCAACCCAUGUGAGGAUGAUGGACAGGAGAGGCUCGGAUGGGUGGUACUGCAGCACUAUGAUGAAUGAGCCACGCCCCGUUAGGAGAAUGCCGGAUACGUCACGUGACGCAUGACAUCACAGGUCACGUGACCGGCUGAGGGAUUUCCCCUUCAUACAGAUGAAUGAGCAUUAGCAAUCACAGAGGAAUAGCCAGGAUAUUAGAGGCAGCUGGGGAGGUAUACACCCCCACACUCCAUUGGCUACAAGGUAAUCAUGCUUCCUGGCAAUUGGGGUAUUUAAGAGGCUUCUCUUCAGUUAUCUGUUGGCCCCUGACGAAGGUGCAUCUCUCUGCACCGAAACGUACGUUGGGCGUUUUUUCUGCACUGGGCACUGGUGUUUGGAGCACCAUGAUCACCAUUUAAUUUAACUUCAUUUUAUAUCGUUUUCUUCUUUUCUUUCCUAUGCCUAUCUAGCUAGCUUUACAGGGAGAGAGGCUUUAUUAAUGCUAAUUAUCAGUCUGUUUUUGACUGAUUUUUUACUUCUAUUUUCAGUCCUUAUCUCUCUCUGUUUUUCUUAAUAUGUUUCUAGUGUGACCAGGAUACUUCCUAGGAUGCAUGGAUUAUAGAGACUUAGCUACUGUAUACUCCUAUCCCUAUAGCAGAUCACAAUAAAGCUUAAUUAUAAGGGGGAGUGAGGUUAUCUUUUUUACUACCUCUUGAUCUAUACUACCCUGGGCUGGCAUAGGAUUGUAGGUUCACUUGUAUAUACUUUGUUUAAUUAGGGUCUCUGACCAUAUUAUUUCUAAUAGCCAGGUUCUAUAUUUGGAACAUCGCGCUAUACAUAGAUAUAUUUUUUCCAGUCAAUGCAGUAAGUUUCAUUCAUAUAAUUGAGACGGUCUGCAUAUUUCUUUGUUCUUGUGUUUAUAUUUGGGGUUAAGCCCCUCUGAGACAGCUGGAGUCUCAUACUGGUACGUUUGUCUCUGCGUGACCCCUGCAGCCACUGCCCCCCUUUUGGGGAGGUUUUGAGGUGGUGGGUGCGGCGGCUAUACAGGGACUUGGAACGUUGUGUUCCUUGCUCUCUUUUUUGUAAAUAAUUUGGUUUUAAUACCAUAGUACCAGUUUGUGUAUCAUGGCCAGUUUUCUAUUCGAUAAGUCAAAAAGAGACGUCUGGUGUAAAGAUACGGAUAAAGUCUUUUCAGAACAGGAUCUUACAAGCCUUACAGAUAGUGAUAAUAUCAUCUCAUCGUUUAACCGUUUGACUAACUUAUUUCAGCAACAAAUUAAAACAGGGUGGGAAAUUGCAUCCCUGGACAAUUACCUUAAAAAAGAUCUAAUUCCGAGGGGAUUAAGGGUACAGAACAUACCAGCUUCCCAUAUUGAGGAGGAUGAAUUUACAAAAGAGUGGGAGGAAGCUGCAGGCACAUGUUCCAAGAGAUUUAUGGAAAUCCUUUGUAAAUUUGAAACUAAAAGACUGGAAAGGGUUAAUAAAGAAGUGGAUGAGCAGAUAGACAGAAUUGCAGCUUUUAAAGGGGAACCUAACUUUGAAGCACUAGAGACAAAACUUAAGAGCAAUUUGGAUAGAUUCCAACAAAAUAUUAAGAUUCGGAAACAUUCCAAAUUCAUCAGAGACAAUAAUGACUUUAAAAGUGGUAAUGUUUAUAGAAAGAAUAGGAAUCCAAGAAGGAGUUUCUCUGAACCAAUAUCAACGUCAGAAUAUGAGACGAGUGGUUCAGACUCAGAUUCCUCUAAAGCGAGUACGUCUGCCUCAUCAGAACGCAAUUCAAAAAGUAUAUUAAAAAGAGGGGUCUCUUUUUUAGGCCAACCCAAUAUGGAAGAAAGUACAGCCCCACGGACAAGGUACAGAGGCAGACCACCCCAACACUUCAGGGGAAGAAAAAGAUAUUAGAUAAGACAACUGUAAAUAACCAGAUCAUCAAUUUGUCCUCAUACACUCCGACUCAAGCAGAGUUGCAGGUUUUACAGCGGGGUAUGUCCUUUGUCCCAGUCUCGAUAAGUUUAGCUGGACAAAGGACAUACACCUGUUUGCUAGAAAACUGGCUCUGCAUAAAUUUCACUAUAUGAAAGAGGAAAAAAGGGCAAAAGAUCUUGGUUUACAAGUCUCAGAUAUGGGUGCACUUGACCUCCUUAUUGCGAAUGACGAAUCCGAAGUAAGAUAUCCCCCCUUUACACAUCUAAAAAAGAAAAGCAUGUUCACUCCACACUUAGUGGAUUUUAAAUAUAUAGACCUAUUUGUGGAGAUGACAUGCAAUGAAAUUGAAAAAAUCAACUUAAAAGACCUUCCAAUCCAACCUAAUAGCAACAUCUCUCCUCAAGAAAAUAUCUCUCUUAAAAAACUUAAAGAACUGGAUGAGGUUAUCUUUAAACCCUCCGAUAAAGGGGGCAAUACAGUCAUUCUAAACAAACCUGAUUAUGUCUCAAUGGUACAAAGACUAAUUGGGGAUAGCAAUACGUAUGAAGUUCUAAAGGGUGACCCCACUAAAAAAUACUUGGCAGAGUUGAAAAUAAUCCUUGAUACAGCUUUAUCUCAACUUCUAAUUUCCAGGGAUGAAUAUAAUUUUAUGUUUGUCAAGAAUCCCGUCACUGCCACCUUCUAUGCACUCCCAAAGGUACACAAACAACAACCGGUACUAAAUGGGAGACCCAUAGUCUCUGGUAGAGGUAAUCUGACUCAAAACAUCAGUCUUUAUGUGGAUCAGAUCCUGAGGAAACUAGUCACUCAACUUCCUUCAUAUCUUAAAGACACGAAACACACAUUAAGUAUCAUCGAAGGAACAAAAAUUAGUGGUCACGCUAUUUUAUGUAGCCUUGAUGUGGAGAGCCUGUACAGCUCGAUUCCACAUGAAGUUGGACUAGAACAUCUGAAAGCUAGCUUGGACAGUAAACCAGUAAUAUCACUAAGACACAAUAAAUUCGUCCAAGAUCUGAUGCAAUUUAUCUUAACACACAAUCACUUUACCUUUCAGGGAAAGUAUUAUCACCAGGUGAGAGGGACUGCGAUGGGGACGGCUUGUGCCCCAUCAUAUGCCAACCUCCACCUGGGGUGGUGGGAGUCUCAAAUGGUAUUCACGGAUCAUAUGGUAAAAUAUACAAAGCAUAUAAAAAUCUGGAAAAGAUACAUCGAUGACGUGUUUAUCAUUUGGACAGAUACCUCGGAACUGUUUUUGGACUUCGUCCACACUCUCAACUCCAACAAUAUUAAUCUCAAACUGACUAGUGAAAUUGGUGGCAAUAGAAUUAAUUUUCUGGACCUCACCAUCUCGCUGACAGAAGAAGGGUGCCUCAUCUCAACUCUGUUCCGUAAACCAACGGCAACUAAUAACAUGCUGAAUUGGUCUAGCCAUCAUCCCCCUUCCCUAAAGAAAGGGAUUCCAACUGGACAAUACUUGCGCCUUAGACGCAAUUGCUCUACAUUGGAUGAUUUUAAACUAAAGGCUAAGACCUUACAACUCCAAUUCAAACAAAAGGGGUACCCGAAUAGAUGCUUAAAGCACGCUUAUAAACGGGCCUUACUGUCAGAUCGGAAAGACCUUCUAAUCGAACAUAACCCAGAGCCAUCACAGGCAGUCAUAAGAUGUAUAGGGAAUUUUGAUGCCGGCUGGCAUCAAAUGAUGCAAAUCUUGGACAGAUUCUGGCCCCUUUUACAACAAGACCCACACUUACGGAAGGUAAUCACACAUAAGGCUUCAGUAACAGCAAGAAGGGGACGCAACAUCAAGGACAUGUUGGUCCCUAGCCAUCUCAAGACUACACCCCAGAAAACAUCAUGGCUGAAGUCCCCAGUCUUAGGGACCUAUCAAUGUGGGAAAUGUAAGGCAUGUAGGUUUAUACGUAGACCCUCCAAAACAUUCCCAGACUCCCUCGGCACACAGGAAUUCAAAGUAAAGAAUUUCUUUAACUGUCAGUCCAAAGGGCUUAUCUACUUACUUUCCUGUUCGUGCAAAAAACUGUAUGUGGGAAAAACCUUUAGGAUGUUUAAACUUAGGAUACGGGAACAUGUCAAUUCGGUAAACCCCACAAGACAAAUCGACACCCCUAUCUCUAAACAUUUGAAACUACAUCAUGGGGGCUCAUCUGAAGGAAUCAGAUUUAGUGGUAUUGAAAGGGUUACCUUGGGACCAAGAGGGGGGGAUUUAGACAAGAAGCUACUCCAAAGGGAGAGCUUCUGGAUCUAUAAGCUCAAAACCCU